This is a messenger RNA of Homarus americanus (American lobster), 7624 nucleotides long. It is a transcript of the gene Ptp36E, whose product is annotated as receptor-type tyrosine-protein phosphatase kappa-like. NCBI's taxonomy places the organism in Eukaryota, Metazoa, Arthropoda, Malacostraca, Decapoda, Nephropidae. The transcript has 18 exons. Gene Ontology annotation, molecular function: protein tyrosine phosphatase activity. Gene Ontology annotation, biological process: protein dephosphorylation. Bases 405 to 2606 code for a protein of 733 amino acids. The record is from RefSeq and is a predicted model, not a curated record.
GUGUGUGCUGGGUAUCGGGCAGGGGCGGCCACUGGCGGCUGUGGGCACAUACUUGGCGUGGUCCCCGGGUGGUGCCACGGUUUUAGCCGCGCAGGUGUGGGGAGCGCGGUAAGCUGGCGGAGCAGUACCUCUGGGGCAGCGCUCAGAGCCGUGCCCAUACCCCUGUGCUCCGAGUGUGGCCCCCUGCCGUCCCCUCCCAGUGUGGCCGUGCCCGAGUGCCCGACGGAGGAGUGUAGGUGAAGUGGUGGCAGCUGUGUUGCGUGUCGGUGGUGGGUAGUGUGUGUGUCCAUGUGUCCUACAGAGACCCCGCCACAGUCUGGUGCGGUAGUGGAGUAGUAGUAGUAGUGCAGCACUGCAGAAGAAGGAAGUGUGUGUGAGUGUGUGUCCGGCCGAGCUGAGGAGGUAUGAUGCGUGAUCGAGAUGCCAUGUCUACCAGCAACAGCGCCGCCUCCUCCUCUGCUGGGGGAGGCGCCGUCGUGGAUGCUACCGUAGUAGGAGAGGACCCAGUACCUGCGUCAGGAAGCAAAGGAGAUGGGAGGAAGGGCCGCUCCAAAAACAGAGGCCAUGAGAAGCCCAAGAAGAAGAGGUUCCUCAGCGCCUCCUCCAGGUCCCUCUCCGCCAUUCCCAACCGCAUCCAGCUGUCCAUGCUUAACUCCGGCCUCAUCACUAUCACGGAGGAAGACAAGGCUAUUGGUGCUAUCCCCACGAAGCCUAUGGACUCCAAGGACCUGCCCAGGAUAUGUUCACAGCACCGUCGCUACCCUAUCCUCUACAAGGUCGAGUUCCAGAUGGCAUCAAAGGUGGAGCCACACUCUCUGCGUCACGCGCUGAAGGAAGCAAAUGAACUCAAGAACACCAACAAAAGAAGUAUUGCUUAUGACUACAACAGAGUGGUACUGGAUCCACUGCCUGAUUCCCCAGACUCAGACUACGUCAAUGCCUCAUAUGUUGAUAGUCUUCUAACACCAAAGGCCUAUGUAGCGACACAGGGCCCAUUAGAAAACACUAUUUGUGACUUCUGGCGGCUGGUGUGGCAACAGAAAUCCCGUAUUAUCGUCAUGCUUACCAAAACAUUCGAUUUUAUUAAGGUUAUGUGUGUACAAUACUGGCCAGCGAUGGUUGGUUGCCCUGAUCACUAUGAGGGCAUCAAGGUCGACCUUCUAAAAGAAGAGCAACUCGCUAACUUCCAGAUCCGCACGCUAAAACUCAGCUUAGAGGGACAUCCUGAAGAAGAGAGAGAAAUAGUACAGUUCCACUACACAGAAUGGCCGUCACACACGCAACCUUUCAUCAAUGGCCUCUUAGAGUUCCGGCGGAGAAUCAAAUUAUGGACGCAAGCCAACCUCACUCCAGCUGACGGCCCCAUCAUAGUACACUGCAGUGACGGAGGUGCAAGGACGGGUGUGUACAUGGCUGUUGACGCCAACCUUGAGCUACACGAGGAAGAUGGGAAGUUCGACAUCUAUGGUUAUGUCAAGAGAUUGAAGCAGGCGCGUCCAGGACUGAUCGAGACAGUGAAUCAGUAUCGGUUUGUAUACGAUGCCCUGGAGGAGUUCCUUUUAUGUGGCUACUCCUUCUUCCCCGUUAGUGAACUGUCUCAACGUCUCAAACACAAGUCUAUGAAGAUCAACGGGAACAAGAGCGAGUAUCAGAUAGAGUUCGAGAAAAUUUGUAAGAUGACUCCAAGGUUUACCAUCGGUGACUGUGCGGGCGGGCACCGAGCGGACAACCGAGUCAAGAAUCGUAACGUUCUCUGUGUUCCUCCUGACAACUUCAGACCGUACAUCACAUCAUUCCAAGGCAACAGCAACACCGAUUACAUUAACGCAGUUUGUGUUGAUGGGUACUUGAGGCCCCGGGAAUACAUAGUGUCCGAGUGGCCCCUGAAGUCGACCACCUCCGACUUUUGGUCCCUUGUGUACGACCAUGAGGUGACUUCCGUCGUAGUCCUGUGCAACCCCUCACCCUUGGAGGCCUCGCACUAUCCCCCGUUUUGGCCAGACAAACAGAAAUCAAUGAAAUAUGGACCCGUUUUUACCAUUGACCACACAAGUCACCAACAUUACCAAAAUAUUCGCUCCUGGGUGUUCAAAAUCAGCAAGAAGAUUAUUUUCCCUCAACGCACGAGGCUGGCGACUGUUGUGGAUGAAGUCCAGGGAAAGAAUAUUGUAUCCCUCACGGAGCUGAUGGCAGGCAUCAAGGCAGAACCCAAGACAUGCCACUUGUUCCAGCUCAUGUGUUGGCCUCAGGGACACAAGGUACCCACCUCCACUAAUGCCCUUGUUGAGCUCAUGAAUAUGGUGGAACGGUGGAGGCAGCGGACUGGCUAUGGACCUGUGGUGGUGGUCAGCCCUGAUGGCAUGAGUCGUGCUGGGGUGUACUGUGCUGCCAAUGCCUGCAUCGAACAAGUGAUUCAACACGGUGAGGUAGAUGUCUUCCAGGCUGUCCAUACUGUCAGACGACAUCGUCCUCAGCUCACCAAUAAUAUGACGGAGUACAAGUAUUGCUAUGACCUCGUUCUUCAUUAUGUUCUUCACUUCCUGUCAAAGGAGGGUGAGGAAGAAUAUGAAGACUUAAAAGAAAUUGAAAGCUUGAAUCAGCAAUGAAAGAUAAUUUUGAAGGCAAUGAGUCAAGAUAUGGCAUUAGGCUUGUCAGAAGAAAAUGGAAAUCUUGUUUUAUGACCUGUGUACUGUACUGUAUAUGAAGCAGUGCUCUGACACAGCAUUGCCAUGUUUAUCUGUUGUUGUUAAUAUUGUGCUUUUGUUAUCUGGCUCUUGACACUUGGUUUGAAAGGGAGACUAUAUGAGUCUUUUCAUUUUUUUAUUUUUUUGUUUUUUUCGUACAAAAUUUUUUAAAAGGAUGGGAAUAUUGUAAGCUCAAGAAAGGAUCACUAGAUGAGGAAGAUGAAAACAAAACUUGAAUAACAUUAAUACUAUAACAUUGAUAAGUAAUAUAUGAUCAGUUUAAGAAUAAGGGCCAUACUGUAGCUUAUUACAAAUAAGUGUACAGUAUGUACAUUCUGUGCUAACAUGCAUUACUGUGGCUCUUCAGUACUGUACAGUACAUGGAAUUUGGUGAUCAUUUUGCAGAGUGCAUUUUCAUAGUACAAUUAGUACUAUAAACAAAAUAACAAUUUUGAAGAUACUUUUAAAACAUUAAGAUGUUUUUAGAGGUAAGGUAUGGACACCUUUCCACCUAGCACUCACUGGUAUGGUACUCACACGACAUUUAUUACUAUAAGAUUACAGGGUACUUACUAUUACAUAGAUAUCUUCUGAGUCUUGGAGAAGUGUGUUUCUUGAGAUACACGGGACUGAGUCUUAUGUUAGGUUUGUAGACAUUGGCACUUAAUUAUUUAUUUAUUUUUGUUAAAAGAUAGGUUGCCUCAAAUUUGACAGUGCUAAUAAUUUACAAGUUAUUUAUAGAUAUGCAAGCUGUUUUUUCUAUGAACUCUGGAAAACUAUAAGGUUUAGAAUCAAGUGUGUUGGUUAAGAGUGUGGUAGAGGUUGGUGUAUUCCAUUCUUGUUUUGUGCUGUUAUGAAACACCCAGGUGGUGGACUUCUUACUGUGGAUAUAGAACAUAAUGGAGGAAGACUUCUUAUGCAUGUAAGUUAAGUGUACCCCUUCAUACACAGGCUCAUGAACAUAUAUUUUAUCUUUUAGUGUACUACUGUAGUACAAUGAUAUUAGUACAUGUAAUUGCUGUAUGUACAUCUUUAUAUGAAAACUUAUUAAGAUUUUAUAGUUUUAUGAUGCUUCUUGUUGUGUAAAGGAGAGAAUAAUUUGUGAAUAUGUAUAUAGUGAGUAUUCAAACUUGGUUACUUAUGCACUAGACACCAAUAAUGUACUUCACUGUUACUGAAUUAGCUGCCGAGUAUAGACUAAAUAUCCAUAUAGGGUGAAGCACUUGCCCAGAAAUGUAGUUAAUGAGUUAUAGCACAGUAAUCUUUACCACAGGGUAGUGUCAUGUAAGAAAUGUUAAGUUUUCAAGCCAACCGCAUGAACCAUGUCAAGGGCUGCUCAUGUUGCAUGUUGUAUAUUUGUAUAUAAUUGAUUUUGCCAGGCUGUUUAUCAGUAAGGUGAGCUGGUGGUUAUUAUUAAUGAUAAGACGGUUCCCUUAUUUGACACACUCAGCCAAUACAAGCAUUCCUUUCCCCAUGUCUUCCAUACCUGUUAGCUGCAUCUACACCCAAUGGUUUUUACCAUAUAUCGAACAUUGGAUCUUGCACCCAAGUUAGCCAGACAAAAGUUUUGCUCAAAGAUUUCCAGACAUGUUAAUUUGCCUUCAAGCAAUUUUGUAUAGGGAGGAUAUCGUUUUUUCAACUUAAAAUGUUCGACCAUUAUCUUUGUCAGUUUUGGCAAUACUGUGUGUAUGUGUCUCUCUCUCUAUAUAUAUACAGUAUAUCAUUCAACUAAGCCUCUUCCUGCUGUGGUGCACGGUGGCCAGUACAAGCUGAUCUGAUGCUUGGCAUUUAGCAGCUAAUGGGUUGCCCCUCCCCUUUGGCAGGAUGCUAGUCCACCAAAGGGUUGUUCCACCAAUAGCAAGCUGUUGGUGUACUCAUUUAUGCUGUGGGCACAAGAACUAGUGUACAAUACAAGGAAAAAUCCCAAUCCUCCACAAUGGUCGGGAAUUGAACCCAUCACCAUUUGCUCUUGAAGCAUAUACUGCAUUACCAACUAAGCUAUGGUGCCGUAGGAGAUUCAGGAAUAACUUGUUAUUUUAGAUAUACAGUACAGGUAUGGGACCAUUUAUCUGGCAUAGUUGGGACCUGUUUUUUUCAGAAUUUAGAGUGCCAGGCCUAAAAUGUGAUAAAAAUGUACAGUAAAACCUCUGUGAAGACUCUGUUCAGAUCAUUAGAUAAAGUAGCUUUAACUGUACACUGUAACAUUAGAACUUAAAAUUUUAGGGAAAUAAACAUCAAUAACAAAAACAAAUAAAUAGUUCAAUAAUAAUGAAUGCAUAAAAAAUGCAAAAUUGGUACAAGUUAAUGCGCAGUGCGUACUACAAAUUGCGUCGUCGUUGCUCCUGAUACUUGCCUUAGCAACGGUGCUCACGCGUGGACCCUCGGACUUCUACGCACUCACCAACCAUAGAUAGGUAAAUCUUUAUACCUUAGGACAGUUAUUUUUUUCUAAAAACCAGUUUUUGUAAUAUACAGUACAUAGUCCAGAAUGAGACGUCUAGCUUUAUACCUAGGUAUGUAAAUGCCUAGCAUUAACUCACCAGGCCAACAUACAGGCAAUUAAAACAUCUAAUAAUUACUUAAAUACAGUACAUAAUAUUAGGACACGUCGCAACCUGUCAUUUAAUUGCAAUUCUCAAAACCUCCUCCCGCACCCUCCAUCACACGCAUUGCUCCCGCCAUCUUCUGUAAACAAAAAUAACCAUAACGUAACAUACAGAUAGCUCACAGGUGGGAAAUGGUUGGAAAUAUCCCCGCUCGGCCCGGAAUUAUUUUUGACGUUCAUUUUAAAUAAUGUUUCAGAACAUUGCCGGUUUUGGGAGCAUUCCAGAAACUGGGCCACCGGAUAAGUGGUCCUAUACCUGUAUUUUUAUUUCUAAGUUGAAUGUACUCUUGUGCCACAGCCAAAUUAAUUUACCAUUAUAUUUUAAAAAUAUUUGUUGCCAUUUUCAUAUGUGGUACAGUAUUUUGAACUUUACAUUACUAAACAGCAAAAGGUAGUCUAUAUGUGACCUCAUCUUUAACCCCAUAAAAAGCACUGCAUUUCCACUGGUGAGAAUAUAAGGUCAUGGAGUGUUUUCCAAAACCAUUACAUUUGUUCUUUGCUCUUGAGAAGAAAGUACAGUAUUAAUAUCUGUUGCAGUUAACCCAUCUUCCAUAACUCUCACCAUCUAGUACAUAUCACAUAUUCCUUAUGAUUUGUGUCCCACUGUACAGUAAUUCUGAUGAGCUGUUCGAGGUUACAGGUUUCCUGAUUACUGUACUGGUACUUUGAGUUCCUGGAAGUACUGUAUUUUGUACUUCCUUCUGCCUUGUAUCUAUUUUACAGGUUGGUAUUCAAUACUAUAGUGUUUAGUGUUUAUUUUAAGAAGUAAUGAUGAACUACUGCAAGGGAAUGUAAGGUGUGUCAGCUCAUAAGAGAUUAUACACAGUGGGACCUCAUCUGGUUCUGUAUUUGAGACAGAUAACAAGGGAUACACAGGGGAAACUAGGGUUAUACAUGCCAUAGUUUACCUUCCUGGCAGAGAAAUAUUGAUUUUUCCAUUUAAGUAGAAGCUGACAUACAGUGACAGUGUUACAAACGUUACUUUUUUCCGUGAUUAAAAAGUAUUCUGCAAAUACAAUGACUAUGUAAUGUAGACUGAACCCAACAGUAUACCUCUACUUUACAGGUGUUAUGAAAUUACUUAAGAAUUUGCUGAACAAUUGAUAGUUUUGUAUUUUUUUUGUAUAUUGGACUUUCUAGGCACUGACACUGCUUAAGAAAAAGGUGCGGCAAAUUACAUUUUUAUCUAUACCAUCGAAGCAAACCGUGUGAGCAGGACUGUGAAGAGUAGCGAAUACAUUAACCAAUAAUGCACCAUUUCUGAAGUUACAUCAUUCAUUAAUAUCUCAUCCUCAUUUGAAAUUUAUCAAAUAGCAUGGAUCUUUCACGUUGUUAUUUUGUUCUACAGGCGGUGCUGUUUUUGUACUGAUAGACUCUGACACUCAGGUAGAUUUUGAUUGUAUGACAAGAUGCAUUGAUCUUGUUGGUGACAGAUUGAUCCUCUUAGAAGUAAAGUUAGUGUGAAAAUAACAAAAAACAAUUACUGUAUACAUAAUUAUGACAAUUGUUCUGCUUAUUAAUGUAAAAGACCCACCCAAAACAACUUACAACUGCUAAGAUUUGUAAUUACAUGUAGCAGUUCACAUUGCCCCCCCCUUCCCUCAUCUACCAGUUUCCCUCCUGCCCAAGUUAUGUUAGACGCUAGGCAAGUUCCCUCUUCAUAUUGUUGCAAAGAAAUUUACCUUGGCUUUCAUCUUCAUAUCACUGUUUGUAUCAUAAAUUUGCAGGAUAAUACUUUAGUUUUCAUUUGGAGUUCACAUAUUUUUGUGCAUUUUGUAUUUAGUUAUUUUUUCUGCAAGAAGAUAUAAAUCCACACAAGAAUCAACGGGGCACCAUCAGGUUCUCUCGUAGAAUGCACUUACACACCACUAAAUUUCAGAAUUAUAUACCCAGGGGAAACAGAUGCCUGGUAAACUUUCCUUCAUCCAGAUACUUGCUAGUUUAUAAACAACAUGGACAGUUUUAAGGACCCCCUUUUAAUAAUAAAAUAAUUGUAAAAUAAACUGUGAAAAUUGGUACAAGAUCAACAAUUAUUUCCUUUAAUAAAGAGUUUGUUUUUGGUACACAAAUACUUUUUGAAAAUUGAGAUUAAGGAAAAGAUAAACAAAAGGUAAAUAAGGUUGAUCUGAUUCUCUUAUUGAUAGUUACUGAUGAAUGGAUGUCAAUAGAAAAAUUAAGAAUCUGAUUGUUUUAUCUGCACGAUUCCGCAGCUUGGUGUGAUGGUGGACAGUGUGCUGUGCGCACUGUCUUAUUUACACUUGGAGUUGCCAGGUUGCCUUCUUCAGGAAUGAUGGUCUUAUGCCCUUAUUUAUAUAAAUAAAGUUUCCACAAAACC